AUGAUAGAAGAAAUCGUUGAUGAAGUUCCAACUAGUGCUAUAUCCUCUCAGUCUACGACUGCUGUACGAAAGUUGGAAAGAAUUCUGUCAAAUUGUCGAAUUUGUGGUGAUUCUGCUGUUCAUAUAAAUUAUGGUGUCAUUUCAUGUGCUUCAUGUAAAAUGUUCUUUUAUCGCAAUAUCAAUGGUGAACAACGAGAAACACUCAAAUGUGAUUUUAAUGAUAAUUGUGAAAUCACUAUUUAUAAUCGUCACAUAUGUUCUUUUUGUCGGCUUGAGAAAUGUUUUGCAAUGGGAAUGCAAAAGGAAUUGAUUCGCGGUUCGAGAUCAACAAAAAAUAGAAAGAGAGAUAGACCGACGACAACACGACUUCUCCUAGUGAGACAAGACAAAAAAGAACAGUCGCAACAGUUUUCUACAUUGAAUCUGUUGCAAUCAGAUGUAUCGACAUUGAAUGUCGAUCAAUGGAAUCUUCUUUCGAAUUUAAUUCAUUGUUACGAUGAACACAGUGGACUUCCGUACGCUCAACAUUUUAUCAACGAACAAAAUAGUUUACCUCUCAAAUGUCGCUUCAAAUGUGCGGCGAUCGGAGAAUUUAUUCGACAAAUCUUACAUGAAGGCCAAUUGAUCUAUGAAAAAAACGGUGACUUCCUUUCGUUAUGUUCGCAAGAUCGUUCAACUUUAAUUCACACCACAGUCAAACAUAUGUCAUGUUUUGGUGGAACAUUUAUUUUAUAUCAAGCUCAAUUAAUGGACUAUCCGAGUUUCUUUCAAUCCGGUAUCAUUCUCUUUGGCUUACCUGCAAUGGUUACUGCAAAAUUUCUCUCUGAUUUGUUUGAUUCCGACAUGACAUUUAUCAAAUUAGCACUUUCAAUACUUGCCUUUUCAACAAUCAACUAUGUCGUUUACGAGAAUACGGCUUCAGUCAAUAUGAAAAAUUUGAUUGAAAUCAUUCGUAUCCAAGACACGUACACCGAUUUAUCAUGGCGAUAUUUACUCUAUAAAUACGGACAUACUGAAGCUGUUCUGCGUUUUUCGAAUCUAAUCCGAUGUAUUCUCAAUGCUAAUUCAGCUAUCAUUCAAGCUGCCACAUUAAAAGAAUUUCCAGCAAUUAUAGAUUAUGUCGUUAAACGAACUGAAAGCAUACUCGUUUUCGAUGACUAA
Messenger RNA from Rotaria socialis, 1161 nucleotides. The record is from the annotation of a GenBank genome assembly. NCBI's taxonomy places the organism in Eukaryota, Metazoa, Rotifera, Eurotatoria, Philodinida, Philodinidae.